UCUCAGCUCCUUGGGAGGCUGAGGUGGGAGAAUCACUUGAACCUGGGAGGUGGAGGUUACAGGGAGCUGAGGUCACACCACUGCACUCCAGCUUGGGCGACAGGGCAAGACUCCAUCUCAAAAAAAAAAAAAAAAAAAAAAAAGGCUUUUGCAGACGCUGCCGCUGCCAGGAGCCCUGUAGUAUCAGCCAUGGUCAGUCCCAUGGUGUUCUUCAACAUUGCCAUCAAUGGUGAGCCCUUGGGCUGCGUCUCCUUUGAGCUGUUUGCAGACAAGCUUCCAAAGACAGCAGAAAACCUUCGUGUUCUGGGCAUGGGAGAGAAAGGAUUUAGUUGUAAGGGCUCCUGCUUUCACAGAAUUAUUCCAGGGUUCAUGUGUCAGGGUGGUGACUUCACACACCAUAAUGGCACUGGUGGCAAGUCCAUCUAUGGGGAGAAAUUUGAUGAUGAGAACUUCAUCCUAAAGCAUACAGGUCCUAGCAUCUUGUCCAUGGCAAAUGCUGGACCCAACACAAACGGUUCCCAGUUUUUCAUCUGCACUGCCAGGAAUGAGUGGUUGGAUGGCAAGCAUGUGGUCUUUGGCAAGAUGAAAGAAGGCAUAAAUAUUGUGGAGGCUAUGGGGCGCUUUGGGUCCAGGAAUGGUAAGACCAGCAAGAAAAUCACCAUUGCUGACUGGACAACUUGAAUAAGUUUGACUUGUGUUUUAUCUUAACCACCAGACCAUUCCUUUUGUAGCUCAGGAGAGCACCCUCCACCCCAUUCGCUCGCAGUAUCCUAGAAUCUUUGUGCUCUUGCUGCAGUUCCCUUUGGGUUCCAUGUUUUCCUUGUUCCCUAUGCCUAACUGAAUUGAAGAGUUGAGUUAAGUUUAUGAUUAUGAAAUUAAAACUAAAUAACUAUAAAAAGUUAGCCCCAUUUUGGGGUGGUGGUGGCAGAUGCUAAGGGGCAGCAUCAAGCAGUGAUUAGGAUAAGCAUCAAGUCAGGAAAUGGAUUCCCAUGUACUCACUACUCUUCCCUGUCCAGCUUAUUGUUGAAUGUAGAGUCCAGUUUUCUGUGUGCUAGAAAUUUCAUCUCGAAUCUUUUUUUGAAAGAUACUGAUCAUAAAGAGGAAAAAAAAAGAAUUGGGAAAGAAGGAGGCAAGGAAAGGAAAAGAAAAAGAAUUAACAGAAAAAGUGCAGCCAGGCGCGGUGGCUCGUACCUAUAAUCCCAGCACUUUGGGAGGCCAAGAUGGGUGGAUCACUUGAGACCAGGAGUUCAAGACCAGCCUGGCUAACAUGGUGAAACCCUGUCUCUACUAAAAAUACAAAAAUUAGCUGGGAGUGGUGGUGCACACCUGUAAUCCCAGCUACUCGGGAGGCUGAGGCAUGAGAAAGGCUUGAACACGGGAGGCGGAGGCUGCAGUGAGCCAAGAUCGAGCCACUGCACUCCAACCUGGGCAACAAAGUAAGACUCUGUCAAAAAAAACCCAAAAUACAAAAAACAAAAACAGUGGGUGAACUCUGUCAUCCUCAUUGAUUCUAAAGUAGAUAGGACGGGUAUUAUUGGCCCAUUUUACAGAUUUGGAAGACAGGUGAUUUGCCUAGGAUCAUUGGUGAGCUGAUGAUAGGACCAGGACAAGAAGCUGGCUCUUCUGCCUCUUCCUGGUCUGGCACAUGCUGGAUGGCAGCUCCUGCCUGAACUUGAUAAACUGCCCUGUACAGUAGCCAUGAGGUGAGAGAAGCAGCCUGCUACGAUGGCCUCCCUCUCUGCAGCCUCCGUAGAGACAGGGACUACCUGUCAGCCGUCUUUUUGAAAGAGAUUAAUUCAGGAGAAUCUCUUGAAAGCAGAAUGUGACUCAGAAAAAUGAUUCUUCUGACGUCAGUAAUAAGAACCCCUCCCUGCACACAUACAGUCUUUGAGUAUUCAGACUUUUUGGAAAAAGCAUAAACAGCCUUUGGGUAUACGCUAAAUUUUUGGACUGCUGAACUUGUCUUUUAUAUCACUCUACCAUUACUUCAGGCAUGAAAAUGGCUUUGGCAUCUUCUCUGAUUACUGAUUCAUCCUGAGCUGUUUUAAUAUUCUUGAGAAUAGUUUUAGCAUCCUGGGCACAGUCUCCGAUUCUAGCUGCUUAUGUCCAAAUCCCAACUGUACUCCUUGUUAGCAGAGUGACUUUGGGCAAUUUCUUUAACUUCUCACCUUUUCUCUAACUGCUUCAUCUUUAAAAUGGAGAUGAUGAUGGUCCCUGUCCUAGAGGGUUAUAAGAAAUCAAUGAGGGAAUCUUUGUUCAAUGCCUGCAGAGAGUGAGCCCUCAGUCAAUGUGAGCUAUGAACAAUAAUGAGGCCAUUUUUUUUCUCUCUCUCUCUCUUUCUCUCUUUCUUUCUUUCUUUUUCUUUUUGCAGUUUAUGAAGCUUUGCAGUUUAUGAAGUUUAUAGGACCCAUGAUUUGGGCUUAUAAUUGAAUAUCAUUGGAGUACAAGUUCAAGGAAAAUGACAAACAUUACUUUUUUCCUGUGCCUUUCUAGAUAAAGUCUAGAAGUUUCUUGAUUACAUGAGUUUUUUCAUAUAAAAAGAAUAAUUAGAAGCAGAAUGCACUUAGGGACCCUAUGUAAUAGGGGUUGAUAACAGAAAAGCUCAUGAAGUUUCAUUUCCAGUCACAAAAAUAAUUUCAUGGGACCCACCUGGAAAUUAUAAGCAGAAAUUGGAAUGAAUAGUAGCACGGAGGACGUAGUUGUGUGCU
Molecule: messenger RNA, 2708 nt
Organism: Symphalangus syndactylus (siamang)
Lineage: Eukaryota; Metazoa; Chordata; Mammalia; Primates; Hylobatidae
Product: peptidyl-prolyl cis-trans isomerase A-like
Biological process (GO): protein folding; protein peptidyl-prolyl isomerization
Cellular component (GO): cytoplasm
Molecular function (GO): peptidyl-prolyl cis-trans isomerase activity; cyclosporin A binding
Source: RefSeq, a predicted model, not a curated record